AGCUCAACAGUUUCCUUCAACUUCGUUAUGGCCCGACCCCGCUUCUCAAAUCAUCCUACGGGGGUACAUUCUUUACCUGUUGAACUCCUUACUCGCAUCUUUGUUCUUGGUGCAGGUUUCGAUUACCCAUAUUCCCUCUCUCCCUUCCUCCUCAAACCAGACCAGGACUACCAUCCUGCUCCUUGCUCAAACUUUCAGAUUCUCGUCUCCCAUGUCUGCAGCCAUUGGCGGCGCAUCGCCCUGCGAACCUCGUCUCUCUGGACCACACUCCAUUUCCGCGAACCGUCGCACAUUUCCCGUGCUCAAGCGUAUUUAAACCGCUGUACGACUACCGGCACUCAUCUCCUCGACAUCCUUGUUGACACUGUCGCACAAGAAGAUCACUUACCGGGCGUCACGCUCUGCAAGGACGAGAUCCGUGACGUCUUUGAGGUCAUCAUACCUCAUGUUAGACGUUGGCGUGCCUUUCACCUGAAGAUUCGCGACAAUGAGUGCAAAGGCCAGGCUCGGCAUUACUUAGGCUCAUGUGGACCAGCACCAAGGCUUGAAACGUUACAGCUCUAUCAUUUCGAAGACUACCAGACUCCACAAAACCUUUACUUGGCAACUUACCGCCCUCCCGUAAUCGUCUUCGAUAAUUCCUUACCUCACCUAAAGAACGUCUCCUUAAUCGGUGUUAAUCUUCCCUGGGCAAAAAGUCCAUACCUCAAGAACCUGCAUAAUCUCGAGCUAGCGUUGCACUCGGAUAAUAUUCGACCUCCUUAUGAGUCGUGGGAGAGAAUGCUGCGCAUGAGCCCAGAUUUGCAGAGUCUUUGCUUGCACUACUCUGGUCCAAGAGCAGAAACUGGGGAUCCGUCGUUGAAGUGGUCGAGUACUGAGGAGGUCAUACUCAUGAAAGACCUGCAACAUUUAUCAUUGACAGACCUUGACCCUGAUUACCUCUGCAACUUGAUGCGACGGGUGUCUCUACCUGCCGUCACGAAGAUCAGUCUCGAUCUUCCUGAACAGAAUUUCACGCCUUUCAUUGAGCUUAUGACGAGCUCAACCCUACGAGGAGACGGCACAAUAUCCGCCCUUUCUGACCCGCCGUUGAGUCGAUGCGCUAUUCCAUUCCUCCAAAAGCUGGAAAUAUUAAUCAUUGGGGCGCUUGAAUGUAGUCUGGAGAGCUGGUACGGAUUACUUCGAUCUUUGGAAGGGUUGCGGGUUCUUGAAGCCGAUUUCUCCAAAGUUGGAAGGCGAUUUUGGGACGUUUUGGUCGGAAAGCAUGAAGGUAUUUCGGGUCUUUGA
Messenger RNA from Laccaria bicolor S238N-H82, 1287 nucleotides. RefSeq lists its product as uncharacterized. The transcript has a single exon. The record is from RefSeq and is a predicted model, not a curated record. NCBI's taxonomy places the organism in Eukaryota, Fungi, Basidiomycota, Agaricomycetes, Agaricales, Hydnangiaceae. The annotation marks the transcript as partial.